AGUAUAAACCUAACCAAAACCGACAAGUAUCCGUUUCCCCUGCGGCAAAAUAGUCGUCCAAUUGUUUUUCAGACAAAAUCAAUCAUCUUUGCUCUCAAUUAACCGAUUAUUAAUGAUAAAUAUUGUCAUUGUUUGAUCGAUAAACGAAGACUGAUAAUAAAAACCUUGAGACAAGUACGACGCAUUGACACACGCGCAUAGUUUCUCACUACCACCAAGAAUAUUUUGAUAAAAAAAAAAAAUUGAAAUAAACCCCUUUGAUUCCCCAUAUACAUAGACACACAAAACGGAGUAAUAACGCAAAAGUGGAUACUCCCAGAUAAACUUAAAUAAAUGAAUAAAUUAUCAACAAUAUAAUUUUUCAUAAAAAAAAAAUACUCAAACAAGUACAGGUAAUUAAAAAGAAAAAAAAAAAAAAAACAUGACGAGUGAAAAACAAGUUUUAUUUAUAAAAAAUUAUAAAAGUUUUUGAUAUUUUUAUUGAAAUUAAAUUAUUGACUAAUAAAUAAUUAGCCUACUUUGAGAAUGUAUGCAUUACCAAUACGUUCAGCUUGUCCUGGAAAUGACAGUAAAGAUGAAGAAUCACCAAGAAAUAGACCAGAUAUACCAAGAGCAACAUCAAUGGAUUGUAGUAAUUUUGAUAUUGUAAAAGCAACUCAGUAUGGUGCUAUUGAUAGAGUUACUGAACUUGUUGAAGCUGGUGCUGAUGUUAAUGAGCCAGAUUCUGAAACAGUAACAUUAUUACAUUGGGCAUCAAUUAAUAAUAGAAAAGAAAUUGUAAAAUAUUUAAUUGGUAAAGGUGCUGAUGUUAAUGCAAUUGGUGGUGAGCUAGCAUCAACACCAUUACAUUGGGCAACAAGACAAGGCCAUUUAUCAACAGUAACAUUAUUAGUUAGAGCUGGUGCUGAUCCAUCAUUACGUGAUGCUACAGGUUUUGCAUGUAUUCAUCUUGCAGCACAAUCUGGUUUUACUGGUAUUGUUGCAUAUCUUGUUGCUAAAGGAAUUAAUCCAAAUACACCAGAUAGAUCAGCAAUGACACCACUAAUGUGGACAGCAUAUAAAAUAAACACUUUGGAUCCAACAAGAUUAUUAUUAAUUCUUGGUGCAAGUCAUUCAUUGACUGAUAAUCUUCAUGGUAAUACAGCACUUCAUUGGGCAAUUAUUGCUAAAAAUAAUACAGCAAUAUCAACACUAGUACGUCAUGGUGCUGGAUUAGAUAUUCCAAAUUUUCAAAAUGAAACACCAAUGACAUUGUUAGGACCACAUAUUGGAGCUGCUUGGCUUGGACAAAAAAUAAGUCAUGAAAUUAGAGAAAAACAAGGAAGAACACGUGUAUGGUGUCGUGAUAAAAGAAUUAGAUUUUAUUGCAUGGCAAUAACACCAUUUAUUGUAUUUUAUCUUAUUGGCAUGAUACUACAAAGUAAUGUUGAUUAUUUAAUAAAACUUGGUGCCUUUAUUUUAUUAUACAUUGGUGUUUAUGUUGCUAAAACUUUAUUAUUUGAUGAAAGAUUAUGUACUGUACUACCAAUGUCAAUUUAUAUAUCAACAAAAACAUGGAUUUAUAUAACAUGGAUAUUUUGGUUGGGCAUACAUGCUUCGUGGUAUCUUUGGUUGAUGUUAUUUGGUGGUUCAGUACCACUUUGGAUAUGUUUUAUUCAAUCUUGGCGUGGUGAUCCAGGAAUUGUAUCUGGUCUUCAUGAAGAAAAACUCAAUACAAUUGUAGAAUUAGCAGAGUCUGAUGGAUUUGAGGCACAAACAUUUUGCACAAGUUGCUUAGUCAGAAGGCCAAUUAGAUCAAAACAUUGUUCUACAUGUGAUCGUUGUGUUGCUCGUUUUGAUCAUCAUUGUCCUUGGAUUAACAAUUGCAUUGGUGCACAUAAUCAUAAAUAUUUUUUGGGUUUUUUGGUUUGUUUACUUGGUUUAUGUAUUGUUGUUAUAUCAGCAAGUGUACAAUAUUGGCAAUUUGAAUGUUGGACAAAUUUAACAAAUCGAGAAAAUCCAGAUAGUUACUUAAUUGCAGCAGCAAAAUGUGAUCCAUGGGUAAUGUGGAUAACACUUAAUAUUAGUCUUCAUGUACUUUGGGUUGGUGUACUUUUAGCUUGUCAAUUGUAUCAAAUAAUAAUACUUGGUAUGACAACAAACGAGCGUAUGAAUGCUGGUAGAUAUGAACAUUUUAAAAAUGGUAAUCCAUUUCAUCGUGGUGCGUUACAAAAUUUUGCUGAUUUUUGUAAUUUUAGUUUUUGUGGUAUAAAAGCUAAACCAAGUACUGAUUGGCUUUAUAGUUUUGAUGUUAGAGAUGGCAUUGAAAAAUUACCAUUAUUAAAAAACAAAGAUAAUUUUCAGUAUGUUUAAAUUUACGUAAAACAACAAUAUUCAAUCAUUUAUCUUGUUUGUUUUAUUGUCUUUUUUUUUCAAUUCAUUUUUUAAUAUUUAGACGAUGCAUAUAUUCAUUAUGUUAAUUAAUAAUUGUAUCAACUUUUUGCACACUUCUCAAAGCCAUAUCGUAUAAUUAAAAAUAUUAAUUAGUCAUUUAUAUUGUCCUUUGUUUUUCUUACCAAAGAAUUGAGUUGUUUAAAUGAAAUUUAAAAAUUAAAACACAAGCAAAUAAAAAAAACUAGCAGCAAAAGAAUUUCAUUUUAAAAUUUGUUUGUAAAAAAAUUUCUUACCUGUACAUAAAAAAAAAAAAAAAUAAGCACGUCUAACAUAUACUUCAAAUUUAUACAAUAUAUAAUUUGUAAAUAUUUUUUUUUCUUUUUUUUACUACGGCGAUAAACUCAAAGAGAAUUUGCCAUAAUUUUUUUUCUUCGUUUUUGAUGUUUUUUUUUUUGUUUUACUUGUCUUAAGUAGAAAACAAUUUUAGUGUAAUUGUUUAUGUACAAAAUAAGCUACGGAACAUUCCUUAAUUAAUUAUAAAAAAAAUAUUCUCGACGUUUAGAUAAUAAAAAUACCUUAAAACAAUAAAAAAAGAAAAUGAUGAAAUAACAACAAAAUAUAGCACCGAAAAAUAAGUGCCAGCAAUAAAUUAAAAAAAUAUAAAUAAUAAUAUGAAAAACCAAAAUAAACAUAAUGUUUAAUAAAAAAAGAGAAAUUAAAAAAUGCUCUCUCUAUCUCUCUAUUGUGAAUUCAAAUAAUAUAAUUGUGUAAUUGAAAAACAUUAAUUACUUGAAAGAAAAAAAAAAUUUCUUUCAAUUUCUAUUAUUUUAUUGUAAUAAAAACAGGCAAAAAAUUAUGGGAUAGUCAAUGUUUGUUAACCAUUUGACUCAAUUUUAUUUAUAUCAAAUAAAUAAAUAAAUACUCGCUUAUUAGUAUUUAAUUAUUAUAAAUAAAAUAAGUAACAAACAAAACGAAAUGAAAAUGUAUUUACUUAGGAUUAUUUUAUUUUCUUUUUUCUUGAAAUAUUUAUCAAGAUCUGUGAUUAAAUAAUAUUCAAAUUAACUGUAUUCUAACUGUGUGAGAAAUUAUUAAUUUUAAUUUCGUAUUAAUGCUUAGUUAUUUUUAAAACAAAUGUGUUGCAACGAGAAAUUAAUUGUCAUUAUAGAAAUUUUCAAUAAAAAUUUAAGAUAAUUUAAGAAA
Aphidius gifuensis is the source of this 3573-nucleotide messenger RNA. It is a transcript of the gene Hip14, whose product is annotated as palmitoyltransferase Hip14. Gene Ontology annotation, molecular function: protein binding; palmitoyltransferase activity. The record is from RefSeq and is a predicted model, not a curated record. Gene Ontology annotation, biological process: protein palmitoylation. Bases 526 to 2352 code for a protein of 608 amino acids. NCBI's taxonomy places the organism in Eukaryota, Metazoa, Arthropoda, Insecta, Hymenoptera, Braconidae. The transcript is spliced from 7 exons. Gene Ontology annotation, cellular component: Golgi membrane.